AUGGACGUAUUGGGAGAGAAUUGCUUUUUGCUCUUGGAACAGAUAGGAGGGGUUUCAGAUAUUGAAUUUCUGCAGCGGUUGUGUGAGAGGUGCGGAUUACACUUGUAUGUGGAGGAGAAUCGGCGGGGGACUAACUAUAUGUUGAGUGGGAAUGCUUUUGUCUUAGAUAUCUUCUAUCGGAAGGAGGAAAGUUUGCAGGUUAAUGAUAGCUGGUUGGUUUCGGAUAAUCAGAGUAUUGAAAGUAGUGUGGUGCAAGUGGGGAAAGAGAAGAUUGAAGAUGUGCCAUUGCGUAAAGUUGAUAGGGUUAGUCUGUCCUUGUUAGAUGAGUCAUGGUCGGUUUAUUUUCAGAUCUUUACCCAGCAGGUCUAUCUCUACUUGCGGCAUAAAGAGUAUACAAAGUUAUACGAGUUGGUUUGUAAUGUUGCUAAGUAUGAUAGGGAGUGCCAAGAAGGCAGGGAGAAUAAAGGGUUUGGGACGUUUGUGGAGCAAGCUAAGCAGUUGGAAAAGACUCUUGGUAAGAAAGAAGGGGAAGUGAACUACUGUGUAGCAACUCAUACUCAUUGCGUGCUCUGGAGUAGCCCGGAUGCGGAGAGUUAUCCUGUUUAUGCUGCCAUUGCGGGUAAGAAGAAGAACGUGAGCUUUUUAGGUGAGAAUAAGAGCUUGGCUGAGGUAGAAAGGGUGGUUGAAGUCCUGCGCGAGAAUCCAUUACUAUGGCGAGUUGUGGCGGAGUCUUUAUUAUUUGGUAUUGGACCUUUAGUUAGUUUAACUCUACAGUCGGUGCCAAGUGGGCUGGUAUUCUGUGAGAUGGGCCCGCCUAAGAAGCAUGUUUUGAUUCAAAACAAUGGCUAUGUUCUAGUCGGAGACACGCCUAGCUCCUAUCAAUUUCAUUCCGAUCGAUCACUACUGAUUAAAAGAACCCAUUCAAUUUGGUAUCUAAUCAAAGAAGAAGGUAUUGUUGUGGGGUGA
Molecule: messenger RNA, 966 nt
Organism: Nematocida homosporus
Lineage: Eukaryota; Fungi; Microsporidia
Exons: 1
Coding region: 1-966 (321 amino acids)
Source: RefSeq, a predicted model, not a curated record